This is a messenger RNA of Xyrichtys novacula (pearly razorfish), 16945 nucleotides long. The record is from the annotation of a GenBank genome assembly. Lineage: Eukaryota; Metazoa; Chordata; Actinopteri; Labriformes; Labridae.
AUGAACACAGUUGUUUGGACUUUGGGACUCCUGUUUACAGUUUAUGGUCAGAGUUGGAGUCAAAAUGGAACAAGAGCAAACAUAGUGAUGGUGAUGAGUGAUGCAUUUGUAAGUAUGACUUCUACCACAUGCAGAGGUUUUCUGCUUUGCGGUAAGUGUUUCUAUUACAGAGGCUGUAACGUCUCUGUAGGAUCUGAAGCAUUGUGAGCUGAUAUGGCUGUAGCGAAAAGUAUCACACCUGUAAUUUUGUAAUUUUCUUUGAUUUUUGGGUGUAAAUGCUGUGUUUCCUCUUCUUUUGUGCAGGAUGGGAGAUUGACCUUUGAUCCUGGCAGCAAAGUUGUGCAUCUUCCUUAUAUCAAUUAUCUCAGGGAGCUUGGUACUACAUUCCUCAAUGCAUACACCAACUCACCCAUCUGCUGCCCCUCAAGAGCAGGUCAUUUCCUGAACUGAAACAAUAGAUAUAACGUUUUAUUAAUACGACUGUUAACUCUGAUCUGUUACUUUUUAACAAUCAUUUCCUCAGCUAUGUGGAGCGGUCAGUUUGUUCAUCUCACACAGUCAUGGAACAACUACAAAUGCCUUGAUGGUAAUGUAACAACAUGGAUGGAUUUUCUCAAGGCACAUGGAUAUCUUACCAAGAUGAUGGGAAAGCUGGACUACACCUCUGGAAGCCACUCAGUCAGGUAGGCAGACACUGGCAGGGACUCAUUCACAAGGUUGAGCCUACAUCUUUGACUCUAACGAUCUAUUUAUAAACUAAAGGGUGCUAAAUAAUCUACAGAUAAACUGGAAGCAUUUAGAGUUGAGUGUGAAUCACCAUUGUUCUUGUGUUUUCUUUCCACUUCCCAUUUUUUGUCAUUACUCAUGUUUGUAUUUGUGUAUUUUUGCAACCUUCCUAGUAAUCGAGUCGAGGCCUGGACCCGAGAUGUUCCCUUCCUCCUGCGCCAAGAGGGCCGGCCUGUUACACAGCUUGUUGGUAACAUGUCAACAGUGAGGAUCAUGAAGAAAGAUUGGGAAAACACAGAUGCAGCUACACAGUGGAUUCACCAGAAAGCUGCGCCUUCUCACCAGCCUUUCGCUCUUUAUCUUGGGCUCAAUUUGCCUCAUCCUUAUAAAACUGAAUCACUGGGGCCAACCGCUGGAGGAUCGACUUUCCUCACCUCACCAUACUGGCUGAAGAAGGCAAUUUUUUAAAAUCUUAUUACAUGUGUCCUUCUAGGGUUAAGAAUUAGUGCUCAAGUCUGUUUUUGCUCACGCAGGUUUCUUCAGAGCUCAUCACUGUUCCUAAAUGGUUACCCAUGUCAGCCAUGCACCCCGUGGACUACUACUCCACCUUCACAAAAAACUGCAGUGGGGGUUUCACUGAGGAGGAAGUCAAGAGAAUAAGAGCUUUCUAUUAUGCCAUGUGUGCUGAGGCAGAUGCCAUGCUAGGUUAGUUGACACCAGUAAUGCAUCAGUGGAAAGUCUUUUUCAACAAGAGGUGGAGAGAUUGACUGACUAUUUAAAGAUUAAAAAGCUAGUAAACUUAAGGCAACAUGGAAAUUCUGUUUGAAUCCUGUAUUUUCAUCUAAAAGAAGUCAAAUUUUGCCAGUCGAAUACUUACCCUACCCCGCUGUCCUACCAGGUCAGGUUAUUUCCGCGCUGAGGGAGACCAGCCUGCUUAACAACACUGUUGUGAUCUUCACGUCUGACCACGGGGAGCUGGCCAUGGAGCACCGACAGUUCUACAAGAUGUCCAUGUUUGAAGGCAGUUCCCAUGUUCCCCUGCUGAUAAUGGGACCUGGGUUUCAGUCUGGUUUGCCAGCUGAUCAGCUUGUGUCUUUGGUUGAUCUCUACCCCACUGUGCUUGGUGAGGAAGAAAUGUAUGCUAGCACUGAGGCAGACUGAGUGGGAGAGUUAAUUUGUCUGCGAACUCUCUAUAAAAGAAAAUAGUAAGUUUUAGACAUUACUCAUUAGACUUGAUGAAACCAUUUGUGUGUUUUGCAGAUAUCGCUGGUGUCCCAGCACCAGGAUUUCUUAGUGGGCACUCGCUUUUUCCUCUGCUGUCUAAGGUCAGUGUUUCUUCAGAGAAACCAAGGCCAGACUGGGUUCUGAGUGAAUAUCAUGGUUGUAAUGUAAAUGCCUCGACAUACAUGCUAAGAAGGGGCAGAUGGAAAUAUAUAGCCUAUGCAGAUGGCCUGAGUGUGCCCCCACAGCUUUUUGGUAAGUUGUUGACUUCAGAAAUGAGACACCAGUCAGACAAGCAUGCUUUUCUUUACUGUAUAACUUUUGUUUUGCAGACCUAACACUGGACAAGGAAGAACUUCACAAUGUGGCACUGAAAUUCCCAGAUGUGCGGGCACAUCUGGACAACCUCCUGCACACCAUUGUAGACUAUCCAAAAGUCUCAGAAGCUGUUCGUUUUUACAAUAAAAGAGCAUUUGGUGCCUGGCGCAAUAGUUUAGGAAAGAACUAUAGCCAGGUCAUUGCUAACCUAAGGUGGCAUGUUGACUGGCAAAAAGAUGUGUUAGCCAACGAGAAAGCAAUUGACAAGUGGCUCUAAGGCUCUUUUUGAUAUUUUUACAUAUGCUUUUCUGUAGACAUCUCUACAGAGGGCGAUAGAAAUAUGGCCCCACCAAACCCAUUUUCUUGGGCCAUAAUAUAUAUGUAUAUAUUUGUACAUUACUGCUUAUUUUUUAAGGUGACCUUGUUUGUUUUGAAAGAUGCCCAUGAAUAAAAUAUAUUAUUAUUAUCGUUAUUGUGUCUGUCAUUGAUUUCCCUUAUCAACAAAUCAAGCUGACAAGAUCAGAGAUAGGUCCUCAGUGAUGGUAGAAAGCAAUCUAAGCUGUGAAUAUGAAUAAGAAGGAGCACACUUAAUAUUGUACGUCUUCCAUCACUGCAGAUGGAUAGCCAGUGAUGAGCAGUGACGGUGGGAGAAGACACAUAAUUAGCAGGCUUUCAGUAAAAAUAACUGCUUGCAUGGAAAAUAUUCUGCAUCCCUCAAGCACAGUUUGAGUAUGGUUAAGUGAGACUUUAUACAUGAUAUUGCAAGAACUCAAUGCAAUUAAACGAUGCAAGCUAGUUUAGCUGAUCAGUAUGGACAAGAUCCAUCUUCAUAUGAUAGGUUGGCCUUUGUGUUGCAGUGUAAAGAAUAGGGUGAGAGGGGUUUGAAAAUAUAUUUAAAUUUGAGAUAAAAGUCAGGGACCCACUAUAAUAGUAAAUAAUAAAUAACGAGGAAAUUCUUUUCACUGUUCAAGACUCAGUUUGGGCAAAUUUUGACUUUCACAUGUCACAUUUCUGACCUCUAACUAGCUUAGAGGACUGAAAUGUAACAAUAAAUUCUCGGAAAUGUUGAUAAUUUUUGAAACUUUUGUUUUACAUUUGUUAAUCGAAGUGUAUAAUUAUAAACCGCACUAAGAGCAAUUUUAUUUUGAAAUUUUGAGACGUUGCGGCCACUUGUAUUUUACUUCCGUGUCACACAGAGCGACGCAAGCUGUCAACGUAAACAGACGGCUUCUGCAGGUAAUUCACAGAUUUGCGGGGUACCAACUACACAAACUGGAUAUUACUCUGUCAUUUAUUUUUUAAGGUUUUAAAGUAGUUUCUGCGCAGCGGGGCUCAGGGCAGAUACUGAGGUAUUUUUAGGAACUUUGCUAACACUGCUAACGCUUACUGGCCACAGACAGCUCAUGAAUUAAACUUUGAACAUUAGGUGUUUAGUCGGACAAUUUACUGCUGCUUAUCAGCCAAAGCAAGUGUUUAUAAUCUACUGCCCAAUAGGUACUGUUUGUUGACUGCUUAUUCAUUAAAGAGGAGUCUGUAUGUCACAGGUGUUUCGCUUUACAGAGAAACCGUGUUUACUUGCGACUAUCAGCAGGAUGUGUCAGUGGUUAUUGUAGUUUCAAGAGCUCUGAAAAAUCUCCGUAAAUGCCUGUAAUUUCUAAACAAGACUUAUUUUUGACAUUAUAUUGAUAAAAGAUUAAAUACGGGUGCAUUCGUGAGGACUAUUUUCGUUUUUCACUACGACAUUCACUGACGCAUCGGGGGGAAGUCGUCAGACAGCAGGGUCACUCUUUAAAUCGAAACACCGGUGGAGUGGUUUGCAACUGUAACCAAUUACACUACCACGACUACAAAUAAGAAAUAACACAAGUACAGAUUUUAAGCGCUGUUCAGGAUACGAGCUACAAAGAGCUACACAGUAAAAUUAGGAAAGUUUGUCGGUUGAAGUCAUAGACUGUAUAUAAAAUAUUAUAUACAGUCUAUGGUUGAAGUAUGUUCAAAGGGGGGAUUUAAGGGGGUCGCAGGUUCAGCUGACCAGGUCUUUCAACUGUUUUGAGGCCUUUAAGCCAAAUGCUCUGCCCCCUUUGGUUUCCAGUCAGGCAUUUGUAACAGAUUGAAGUAGGUGUAAUGAGAUUUACUCUUGAGAUGUUCCAUUUCACACUUGUUUUUCUUUCAGAUCACUGUAAGAUGUCGAGUAAAGAGGUGAAAACAGCACUAAAAAGUGCAAGAGAAGCCAUAAAAAACAAAGAGUUCAAAGAAGCGCUGAAACAGUGUAAGGUACAGAAACCAAUUCAGAUAUCCUGGGAGUUAAAUUAGCUAUAAAAUGAUAUUCAAUUGACUCAAAAUAUGAUUGUUUUUUGAUGACUUUGACUUUUAUGACUUAUCUCUCCUUGUAAUGAAAACAGGCUGUUUUGAAGCUUGAGAAGAACAAUUAUAAUGCAUGGGUGUUCAUCGGCUUGGCUGCCAGCGAACUGGAGCAGCCAGAUCAGGCACAGACAGCUUAUAAAAAGGCGGUGGAGCUGGAGCCUGAGCAGCUACUGGCAUGGCAGGUAAGGUGGUGGAAAUGUAAUGGUUUGUAAAUUGAUGUUGAGGGUUUUACAUGUUAGAUUAAUUUCCACUAAAUUAAAGAAAUUAGAAGUUUGCUAUGAAGAUGCAUUUGUGUUUUAGGGAUUGGCAAAUUUGUAUGAGAAGACCGACCAGUGGGAUUUCAAAGUUGAGCUCCCUAACGUCUAUCAGAAGCUUGUUGAUUUGUAUGCAAGGUAAUGUAUAAAUGUGGUACUUAAAAAUACUUGACUAGUAUCAGUUAGUUGUGUUAUUUAUUCUGGUAUUUUCUCCAUGAACAGUUCUGACAAAACAAAAUGUUAUGAGAUGAUCAAAAAGCUCUCAGACAUCUAUCAGUCUGACAAAGAGUAUUCAAAGGUACGUUAUUUCAAUUCUAAUUUGCUCAAUCAAAUAUACAAAAGGAAUAUAUUCUUUUCACUUAUUUGGAGGCAUGUCUAUGUUUGCAAUACAGUUGGCGAAGGUUUGGUUACAGCUCAUUCAGGUGAAGGAAGAAGAAAAUGUGGACAAGAAAGAGUUGCUACAGCUAUGGCAACAGAUGAGCCAAGUCCUCUCAGACUGCCUCAAAGAAGGAGGGGAGGACAACGAAACUCAACAGCAUGUAUGAUAAAUCCUAUGAGUCUUAGUCUCAAGAUUAUGAAGUGCAAUGUUUAAUGAUGAUGUUAAAAUUGUGUUUGUUUGUGGUUUAUCAGUUAAUCACAGCAUUUGAAAAGGCCAUGGUUCUCAUGGAUCCUGUACCUGGAGAAGAACACAAGAAGGUCUCAUCUGAUUACGUCAAAUGUCUUUCUAAAGUGAGUGCAACUCUCAUCUGAUGUUUGAAACUUUAAGACAAAUAAGAAAAAUGAUUAGCUUGAUCUGUAAUCUGCUCAUCUAUUAACCUCGUUCUGUCAUUUCAUGAUGAGCUCUCCAUCACAAAUCUCUCUUUUUUUUGUAGCUGCCACAAGAAGAAACCAAAAUGAAAGAGGCAUGUGAGUCCAUGCUGGCACUUUACCCCCGGGACAGCUACCCUCUUGAGCUGCUUUGUUCAUACUACCUCAGUAAAGGUACAGUGCUGUUUUCAUUUUCUCAAGAGAACAAAUUGAGGAGCAUAAACUCAAAAAAACUUGUUAAAGUUUGAAGCUGUCACCUUUGUUCUUUUGUUUUAAGGAGUUCAUAAUGACGAUGCGAGCAGCUGUUUUUCUCGGCUCUUGGAUCUAGACCCCAAGAGUGGAUUAGGUCGCAUGGGUCUAGGCACUAAAGCACUGCAAGAAGGAAGGUAUAAGGAAGCUAUUAAGGAACUUACACAAGGUUAGUAUGUGUGUUGACAUUGUUAGGGUUUGGUUCUUGCAAAAGGCACCUCCUAUUUACAAAUACACUUCACAGCCAUCUCUGACAUUUAGAUUAUGUGUACUAAAAUAAAUGAUUUUCCUCUCCUGUUUCUUAGGACUGACGAAAAAGAGCUCUGGUCCAGGAUGGUACAGUCUGGCUGAAGCUCAGUUGAAAACGCACAGAUACUCAGAGUGUGCUUCAUCAUGCUCCCAAGGUGUGUUUUAUAAGCUGUAUACUACUAUUGAUAUUAAGGUCAACCCAAAACAAAAUUUAGUUAGUGAUCCAACAAGUCCAAAAGCAGAAUAUUUGAUCAUACUUCAUUAGGAGUUCAUUGAAAAAAAGUGUGUUUCAGCCCUAAACAAGAAUGUUGGACAGCACCUGUUAAAUAUCAGCCCCCUGAAUCAGAGAAAAUACUUUGUAUGUCCCUGUUUUAGGUUUGAGUGUGUGUGGUUCUGAAGACAAAGAGCUGAGAGUCAAACUGCUCAGGCUGAAAUUAGAGGCAUCAGUCAAGAGCGGAGGAGAGGAGGCUGCAGACCAGGCUUUGGAAACAUUUUCACAGGUAGUAGGAUUGACUUAUCCUCAGUUCUUCUCUACUGUGUUGUUGUAUGUACAAUAUAUAUUUUAUUUUCUUCUUCUUGAUGAGGAAUUUGGUUGUUCUUUUAAUUUUUUAGAUCCCAGAUGCUGGGAAAGAUCCGGUUCUUGUGGCCCUCAAAGGACGUUCCUAUCUUAACAAGGGACAAACUGAUCAAGCACUUAAGGUUGACAGUGUGUUACCCACUGAAAUCUUUCUUGACAAUUAUUGGAUUUAUGAUGAAAAUAAAAUAUGCACACACAAAGAUCAUAUGUAAACAUUUCUCUCUAUCCUAGGAGUCUUCAGAGCUUCUUGCCUCUAACCCUGACCUUGCCCAGGGGUUGGUACUUAGAGGACUUGCACAGCUGGCUCAGGGUCAGCAUCAGUUGGCAGAGGAGAGGUGAAACUGCUCGUCUCUUUUCUGUGUGAAUAGUCUGUGCUUCCCAAAACUCAUAUGUGAACAAUCAAUUUGUAUGGUACAAAAUGACUUAGUUCCUUUUUUCUUUUCUGCUUUAGUUUCCUGAAGGCAGCCAGCCAGAGCCCAGACAGUGGGGAGUGUUUUUUCUUACUUGGUAAACUCUACUGGGACAUGGGAGAAGAGACUCGUAAAGAUCGGACUAAAGCUCAAACUCAUUUCCUGAAGGCCAGUAUAAUUUUGUUGCACCAUUCACAGUUAAUUUUAUUUGAUUUUAAAGCUCAAUGCUGAAGAACUUUAUUGGCAUCAAGAAGUCAUGAGUAAUUACUGAGUUGUAUCUUGGUUUUAAAACUUAGUUUUAUGUGCUUUAGGCUGCAAAGUUGGACCCAAAUCUUGGUUGUGCGUUCCGCUUUCUUGGACAUUAUUACCGAGAGGUGGCGAAAGACCUUGGCCGGGCUCGAGGCUGUUAUAAGAAGGCUUUUGAUUUGGACGAUAGUGAUGCCGAGUCUGGAGCUGCUUCAGUGGACCUCUGUAUGGAGCAGAACGAUAUGGUACAAAAUUAACUUUAAAAUCCAGGAUGGUUAUGUGCAGUAUUGGCAGAUUAUUUCUGUGUUUUCAUGCCUGUUACUUCUCUUGUCUUCAGCCUCCUCAUGCUCCUCAUUUAAUCUGUUUUUCUUUUGUUUUUCUUUCUACCACCAAAAUACUUCAGGACUCCGCUUUAGCCACCCUUCAGUCUGUGAUUGAGGUAGCUACUCCAGGCUCAGCUAAAUGGGCCUGGAUGAGACGAGGGCUUUACCACCUGAAGGUCGGUGAGCAUCAGCAAGCCACAGCAGAGUAAGAGAUCGAAACUUCAGGCAUUAAACCUUCUAAUUUACCACAUUAUAAAAUGUAUUUUAAGUGUGUGAUUGGUCAAUAUCUUUAUAUUCCUAGUCUGCAGGCAGCUCUGAGAGCAGACCCUGAUGACUGGGUGUGUUGGGAGUGUUUAGGUGAGGCCUACUUAAACCGCCGGAGCUUCACAGCAGCUUUGAAAGCCUUUGGUAAAGCCCAUCAGCUUCAGCCUUCCUCCAUCUACAGCGUCUACCAGGCUGCAGCUAUCAAACAGACCCUGGGCAAGUUCAAGGAGGCAGUUGCAGAGUAUCUGCAGAUCACAGCACAGCAGGACUAUGUUCCUGCUUUGAAAGGUAAAGGAUCUAUCAGCGUAUCCAAGACUUGGACUUAAAAUCAAAAUCAGUUUAAACGAGUCAAAUACAUUUGUUUACAUAAAGAUUAAAUUAGAUUGUGUGAUCUGCUCUUCAGGACUUGGGGAGUGUCAGUUAUCUCUAGCAAAAAGUUUGAUGGAGGACUGCAGAGACGGGGGAGCCAUUGAUCUCAUUCAACAAGCAAUACAGAACCUCUUCAAGUACGAUACAAUACGAUGUCAGGGGUACAUUGUGUUUUAUCAGAGUGUUUCCCUGACUCUGCUGAUCAAUCUCUUCACUUCUCUGUGCUCUUCAGAGCUGUGACGCUGCGUCCUGACCUGUCAUGUUUGUGGAAGCUGCUUGGAGAUGCUUGCACUGCAGUCAGGACUGUGUCCCCAAACAGAGCCCAGGUCCAGGUGCCGACCCAGCUGGCUGGUGUAGACUCAAAUGCCCAGAGUCACACACUGAGCCAGGCCCAGAUACUUAAAGUUGGGGAGAGGUAUGACCACAAGCAGGUGUUUUCUGAGCAGCAAGUGCAUGUGAUACUCUUAAAACUUGUACAUUUAACUGCAGAGUUGUCUUUGUUUUGUAUGUGUAUUUUUCGUCUGUAGGUGUUAUGCCCGAGCUUUGAAGCUGAUGUCUGAUGUCCCCAGCCUUUGGUACGACCUGGGACUCAACUAUUACCACCAGUCCCGCCUUACCUGUACCUCACAAGAGAACCAGGACUCCCCAUCUCUGCUUCUUGAGAAGGCCCAGCAGGUACCCCAGAUAAUCCUCUGUAAUGACAGUUUGAGGUUGUUGUGUUUUUCAGAUGUCCUCUGAUGAGAGUUUGUUUUCUUGUGCCAGUGUUUGAAAAAGGCGAUCAUGAUGGACAGCGAGAAUCACUCCUACUGGAACGCAUUAGGGGUGAUUUCCAUGAGCAAAGGUAAUUUAUAUGUCACUCUUUUUGGAUAGUGGCGGUAUUAGUACUAGUAAUGUGUACACAAGCCAUCAGUGUUUUACUGAUGUGAAAAAGUUGCCAUGUUUAAGUAUAACUUUUCCUGAAUAAAUUAAAUGAAUUGUUUUUACUUUGAGUGAUGUUAUGGUCUUAUUGAUGAGGAACAAUUAAGCCUUCAAAGUGAAGACCAGAAUGUGACAACUUAACCCCAACAAAAACAAGGGACUAAAGACACCAUCACUCCGAGGACCUGCCCAAAACUAGCGUAGAACAAAAUCGAAACCUUUGAAAAUAAAAUAUGAUAACUUGAGUAUCAGUGGUCUCCAGAAUGAAGUGGUCUCCCAAAAUAAAACACUCCGAGCUUAUGUUUUGACACCUUGUUUUACGCUCAUUGCUCUUUCUUAAACACAAACAUCCACUUAUAAUGCAAAAAAGAGCAAACAUUCAUUUUUAGAGAGCCAAAUCUUUACAAUAAAUAGGCCUAAAAAGAAUAUUUUUCAAAUUAUGUCUACUUUUUCAAAAUUUUUGAUUAAAAACACUGAAAGUUUUACAUAUAAAGACAAUUCAGUUAAAUGUCAGUUGGCUAAGGUUACCGGAAGACAUUUGAAUCAAAGUACAAAUUAGCUCACCGAAUGUAAUCUUCUAAAAACGCCUUAAAACUGCUGUCCUUACUAGACUUACUCUGGUCCAAAGGGAGAAUCAAUGACUCUUGUCUCCUCUUUAAUUGCAAGGCCAAUAUAAUAUUGGCUGCUGGUAUUUAGGAAAAGUCAUGGGUCUGUAAAAUAAAAACAGCACUUUCUAAAUUUAAAAGUCAAAAUAUCUGUGACGCGUCACUGUUAAACAAAUUGUAAGAAAUUAUCUUAAAUACAGGUACAUUUUGUUGAAUGUGUGUAACAGAAAAAAUGUACAGUACAGUUUUUUAACUUUUCCCCUGUGGGUUUUCAGGAGUUGAAAAUUUUGCUCUGGCUCAACAUUGCCUCAUUAAAGCAACACAGGUGGAGUCAAAUGUAAGUACUGCACACUUCUUAGGUGAUUUAUAGUGUUUUUACGUAAUAUUUGUUUUGUCUAAUGUGGCUGUUUUAAUAUUUAAUCACAGAAUGUUGUAGCUUGGACCAACCUUGGUACCUUGUAUUUGAAGAAGGACAAUAUUGAGGUUUGUGUGAUGGGUUGUCUUUGAAAGUUCAUCUUUUUGUCAGAGGAGACUGACUUUUCUGUAUUUAGAGCAUGGUCUCUCUCUUUUUUUUAGCUUGCACACGAGGCUUUUAAGAUCGCCCAGUCCCUGGAGCCACUUUACGUCAACUGCUGGAUCGGACAGGUACAAAAACAUCGUUAGGAAAAGGUCACCUCGAUUCAUCAUUCUGGAUAAUUAACACCUUUUUUUUACAUGAGCCUGUCAUCAUGCAUCUGUGAAGCCAGUCUGGCAGAAUCUAAAACCGUAGCUAACUAAGCAAAAGACAACAUUGUUAGAUAUUCUCGCUCUUGUGCAGAGGUUAAGGAAUGAUAAGGACUAUGAAAUAUAUGUAAUCUGCAUUCAGGACCUUUCUGAAUACAGGGAUAAAUCACAUAUCACUGUGCCAGUAUUCAGUAGACUAACUAAUUUCCCCUUUGUCCUCCUCCAGGCGCUGAUAGCAGAGAGAGUUGGCAGCUAUGACACCAUGGAUCUUUUCAGGCACACCACUGAGCUCAGCACACAUGUAGGUGACCUGAGUUGCUGUUGCAGUAGCCAAUAAAUAACUACACGGUCAUAGUUUAGUCCUUGCAAUAGUUUUUUGUCUGACCCUGUUUCAUUUUAUCACUUGCAUUUCAUUUUUGCUGCGACUAAAAGUAAUUAGUGAUUAACUAAAAUGACAAUGUACUGAUUUCUGGUCAGAGUUUGUAUAUACGCCUUGCCAUGGUUUGCUUUUCUCCCUCUUCAUUUGCAUCUCUUCUCCCUGCAGAUGGAGGGAGUGAAAGGUUACGCUCACUGGGUGUGUACCACCCUGCUGGAUAAGAGUAACAGAGACUCUGAACUGUACCGAUACAACAUUGUUCAGAUGAAUGCCAUCUCUGCUGCUCAGGUGGCACUCAGCAAGUUCACAGGUGCAGCGUCUAAUCAGUUAUGUUGAUGUGCUUCCAGAAUAUGCCCUCCCCUUGGUUUUAUUUUGCUCUUCUGUGAAAGAUUGAUCCUUUGGACCUCGUUUAUCAUUUGUACCUCAUCUAGAGAGAAUCCAGUCUGAUCCUGUUGCUUUCAUCAUGCUCGGCUACCUAAAUGAACAUCUAAAUCUGAAGAGGCAGGCCUUGCAAGCUUACCAAAGGUGUGUGUUUUGGCUGAAAUAAAUCAGAGACACUAUAUUUUCAUCUAAAAAAUAAAAAAAUAUUUAUGAUUUUUAUUAACACUUCACCAUUCUCAAUCUUUACUCUCCGUUCUCAGAGCUGUUGAGCUGCUUCAGUCCAUGUCCUCAUCAGAGGAGCUUGCCUUUGCUUUGGGCAGCUAUGGUCGUACUUUGUGGUAAACUAAACAAUGUUACCUUACUUUGCACUUUGACUGUCUUGAACAAUACUUUCCCAAACAGUCCUCACUCCUCUCUCCACAUUCCCCACUGUCUUGUUUGCAGCAUGUCUGGUCAGUGGGAGGAGGCGGUGCAGGUUUAUAAUUCCACUUCACUGCAGGAGCUCAGUGACCUUGCUGGUCUGGCCUUGGCUUACUGCAGGGCAGGACUCCUGUUGGAAAGCAGUAAUGGUGAGGACUAACAAACAGGAAGAUAAGACAGCCUGUGUGAGAGUUUUCAUGUCUCUGUAAAAAUCACUUUUGUGUGUGUUCUUCAGCGUAUGAACGGGCUUUGGCUGUGGCUUCCAGUGAAAAAGAGAAGGCCUACGUCUUGACCGCUUUGGCUCUCCUUCAGCAUCGGCAGGGUAACCUGGACUCAGCCAAGACUCUGCUGUUUAAAUGGUGAGUCAGAAUUUUCUGAACAGUACCAAGAGGGUUUUUUGUUUGUUUGUUUUUCCUUCACCUCAAACUUAAAAACUGUACUGAAGUCAAAAUAACAGUUAGCUUUAAAUAGAUAUGUACCAGGAUAUGGGGUAUUUUUCUGCAUUUAAAGGGUUCUUAGCAAAUAAAUUCCUGUGAUAAUAUUUGCACUAUAUUAACAGGGUUCUUCUGCUUGUUUUUCAUCCUCACAGCUCAAUGUUGAAGGAGCCGAUCUCAGAGUCUCUGCUGUGUUUGUGUGCCCUGGGACUUGUCCACAGUGACGCUACAUUAGCUGCUGCUGCCCUGUCUGAGCUGCUCAAGCAGGGUUCAGCCUCUGGCAGUGUGACUGAGCAGCGAUGUCUGCUCACCUGUGCUCUUCUGGCCCUGCAGGGCAACUACAGUGCGGUGCAGAGAGAGGCCUCCAGAGCUGUCCACAGGUAAACCACUUGUUUGAACUGAUGAGCUGUACUGGAGCACAUCGACCAAUUCAGUGUAUUCAAUUGAAAAAUAAAUGACUGCAUCAUUUAUACAUAAAAGUGAAAGGCAUCUUGAUACAUGUUAUUCACAGCAAUCCUGGAAACCCGUCACUGUGGGCUCUGCUGUCUAGACUGGUACCACAAUACCACCCCAGGAAGGCAAAUGUAGGGCUGCAUACAAACACAAACAUAGCUCAUAUCAAACAGUUAAACAACACUUUAUCGAAAGCUUCACUGCACAGUAGUAGUGAAAGGGUUCAGAGUUUGUCUGUUGUGUAUUUCAGGGAGGAGCGAUGGCUGGUCAGGUCGCCUGUCUCUCCAGUAUGACCCAAGGAAAGGUAACAGUUUUGUGUACCUUGUUACUCAUAUAUUUUUAUCUAACCUCUUUCAGUACCCCAAAGAUGAACUCAGUAUGAUAUCAUACCUGCCUCAGUAUCUUUACAUGACUCGGUUCAAACAUGUGGUCCUGCAGAGGGCGUUGUUGUACAGUGGGGUGAACCAGCUAGCCAACGGGAGACACUCAGGAGAGGACAGUCACAGGAAUGCACUGAAGACUAUGCAGAGAGCUGUGCUGCUCUGUCCUGGUAUUGAUACUCACACACACACCUCUAUCAAAAAAAUCAAGUGAAUAAACGUCCCUGUUUACAAAUGUUGAGUUUUCUCUGUCUCCAUUUUUUUCAAACCUUUCAGAUGAUCCAGCUGCAUGGGCAGGAUUAAUGGCUGCCUGUCACACAGAGAACACCUCCUGUUAUCUCUCCGGCUCUGCUCCUCUCAGACUAGGACUGGAACAAACCCUGAUGUCAGUGGUGUCUGAGAAAGGUGUGUUUGUUUGCGUUUCAUUGCGUUCAUUACUUUGACGGUGUUUGAAUAUUCAGCUGACACUCCUCUGUAUCUCAGUGCGUAGUGUGGAGGAGAUAGAGCGCCCCUUAGCCCAGUCUCUUGAAGGUUGGGUCCUACAACAGGCCGUGACUGGUCUCAUGCUGGGAGGACAGCAGGACCAGGCAGAGGCGCUUUGCUCUCAGGUGUGAUAUCAAAACAAAGAUGCAAAUUUCACACACAAUCACAGAAACUCACUCAUUGGUAGUUAUCUGUUUUCUUCUGAUGGCAUGCGAAGAAUAGAAAGCUGAGAUGUAAUUGAAAUGUUGUGCUGCUGUGUUCGAGAUAUGCAAAAUAAGAUGUGCUUUAAUGUUCAAACAGCGUUGUUGCUUCAGUCCCUGAGUAUGAUAUCAGAGAAUAUAUAAUAAUGAACAUGAUGACUCACUUCAUUCUUCUUACCCGUCUGCUCUGUUCCAGGUUCUGACUGUAUCUCCAGAUCACCCAGCAGUAAUGCUGUCUCUAAGACAGGUGCAGUGUCAGCGGCUCCUUGUUGCUAAUACCAACACUGUCCUCCCAGACUCUGUGCUGGAGCAGCUUAACAGCACCGUGAUGGCGAACCCCACCAACGUCGGGGCAUGGCAUGUAGGUGGACACUGACUCAUUUUAAUGACCAAACAGUGUUUUUCAUUGGAGUGAAAUACUGAUGAGUUAUUCCUUUUAAAUUUCAAGCACCAGUUGUUUAAUGCUUGAAUGUUACAAACCGCAUUGAUUGUAAAAUAACAACCCGUACACAGUCUAUUAUUGUGUUUUUGAGCAUAUAGGAAAUACAGGCUCGACGAUAAUGAUCUUCUCGGUCCUAUGUGGUCUUAAUGAUAAGAUUUUAUAUCCCACUCAAACCAAAGAUGCCUAAUUAUCUUGCUCCCGCAGAGACACCGACCUAAUGAAGAUAUUUUCUGUGCCUUGCUUGAGACCUCCGAUUGCUGCAGUUAUUAUUAAAUAGCAGUGGGCUAGCAGUGAGGAAACCAGCAGCUAACAUAUUGGCUGAUUGUUGGAGCGGUUAAUGACCACAUUACUAAUGUUAAUGUGGGGUCAAAAUGUCUGUCACUAUCACAUAAGGCAACAGACGUUGUAAUUUAGGAUGUAAUUUUGUCAUUAGUAGUCUAAAAUGCUUGUAUCAUUUUCACCUCUUUCUCUAUGUCUUUAUUUCUCUGUUUCUUUGUGUCUUUGUUUCUUUUUGAAUCUUGCUUCCAACAAGAUCAUACCUCUGUAAAUCUCACAUUGCCAUCUCAACGUAACAGUCUAAUCACGCUCCUUUAUUCUUCCUCACUCAGUGGCUGGCUGAGGUGUAUCGUAGCCAAGGCCUGCUGGUCCAGGCAGUCAUGGCGUACAGACAGAGUCUGCAGCUCGCUUCACAGCUCGGCCUGCACAGCAGCCAGGUGGCCAGUCUGCUGCGACUGGCCCUGCUGGCCCUUGGACCCUGUAUGGUGAGUCUCAUAUAACACAGAUAUACCAGCAAAAUGUUCCUAUGUGAUCAGUCGUUUGAAAUUCUUAAUCCUGUGGUGCUGUUGCCAGAAAUUACUUGUUUCUCUUUCUGCAAAAAGCUCUUUUAAUUGUUUAAAUUGUUAAAACUAAAGACACGUCAGUCCAGAGGGGGCUCCUGUCUACAUCCUUGUUACAUGGGCAGGGACAAUGGAGUGUGGAUAAAGAUGGGUGAAUAUCAUCCAAAUUAUGAGAUCAGCAGCUGAGGUCAGGCAGAAAAACUAAUGAGACAAGAAGCUGUGUUAGUCAUGCAACUGGAGGGGAUGUGGUUUUUGGUCCACUGCUCACAGGAUAGAAAAUUUCAGGGUUUCCUGCUUUCGUUACAUAAAAAAAUCAUUUUUAUGUUAUUCCUUGAGUGUCUGUUAAUGCAUAAAAAGCCACUGUACCCCUGAGAGCAGCAGAUGAAAAACCAUAGACAGGCAUUACUGUCCCAUUUGAAUACUCUCCAAAUUCAGUGGAUGGCUGAAAUGUUUUCUGAUCUGUGAUCUGUCCCCCCAGGCCGGCAUUCCAGGAAACGACUGGGCUAACCUCAUAGUUGAAGCCACGACUGAGGUCUUGAAAUUGGGCUCCUCACCUGUUGCCCUCCUUUUCCAGGCCCUGCUCCAAUACGUGACCAAGAUGGCUGCCAGGUCAGUGCAUUUGUUGGUGUUCUGUUUCUACUGCAGCAGAAAGAAUGCAAAUGCACAUUUGUGUUGCAAAUGUGCAGGCUGUUUUGAAUUCAUGUGCAAAUGAUUUCAUCCCACUGGCCUGUGAGUGUGAUACACUGUAUUAUCUAAAGUGAUGGUAUCAAUCACAAUUUUUCUAAACUUCUGAUUUAUACUUCCAUCUGUUUCCUUAACAUGUUUGUACUUGUGGCACUGAAAGGCAAGUUACAAAGUUUCCCUGUCCUGAAAUAAUAGCCUUCUGUCACCACCUCACAGGACUGCCAGGAGGCUUAAUUAGAGAGCUGCAUUAGCCAGGGAGCUGAGUAGAGCAGAUAUGCCAGUCAUAAACUGGACAAACUCCUCGUGAGAGGCUGCAGGAGCUCCUCUCUGCCAAACAAUCACAAUAUUAAAGGCAGUUUCAUCCAAUGGUUUCAUUUGAUUUCAUAUUUGAAUCAGUUAACAUGAAAUUUUCCUACCAACUAAAAAAGGUCAACCAAUGUUGGUUGACAAAUCCCAAAACCCAUGUUAUGUACCUAAUGAUUUGUACGUGCUUCAUCUGCAGGGAAACGAGGCGUUUAUUGGAAAGGCUGGUGUACGUCCCCACUCAAGACUUCCCUGUGACAGUGAUGCAGGUGGCCAGCUGGUACCUCCUCAGACACCUGCAUGCCAAAAACGAUCAGGAGCUGAUCAAUGUAAGCACACAGCUGUCUCAUUUGGACCUCUACUGCGCUUUUUCUGGUGUAAUAUUUGUGUUUGAAAUUUUACAUUUUUAUCCAUUACAUGUGGAAACUACAAUGGCAGAUGAAAUACAGAAGUUUAAAACUUGUGUUGAUGUGUUGAUGAUAUGACGAGUGUUGUGUGUUUCACCACAGAUUUGAUGUUAACCUUUUUUUUCUUUUUUUGCAGGCUCUUCUGCAGCAUGCCAAAACGAAUGGAAAUGAAAGACUGCUGGAGUUUAACUCACUGCUUGCCUCCAUGUCAGCCUGAGUCUUUCCAAGUCUUCUACAGCAACACAAUGAACUCUUGCAACCAUGUGGUUUUAUUUUUCACAAAUUAAGCUUUACUCCCUACUUAGAAUGAAAUUGCAUCAAACUGGACACCAUGGAUUGUCACAUACAACAUUUAUUGGCUUAACAUGACUCUUUGGUGUUAGAUUGUGCUGUGUUCAGAAAAUUAAAUCAUUUUAAGAAAUCAAAAUCAUGAACUUUGACACAUAUUACCCCAACUGUACUCAACAUAAAACAACCGAUAUCCACAUUCAAGUGAAAUAAAGGCUUUUCGCUCGACAUAAAA